This is a messenger RNA of Melanotaenia boesemani (Boeseman's rainbowfish), 3342 nucleotides long. It is a transcript of the gene ctbp2l, whose product is annotated as C-terminal binding protein 2, like. The record is from RefSeq and is a predicted model, not a curated record. NCBI's taxonomy places the organism in Eukaryota, Metazoa, Chordata, Actinopteri, Atheriniformes, Melanotaeniidae. Bases 470 to 1807 code for a protein of 445 amino acids. Gene Ontology annotation, molecular function: transcription corepressor activity; oxidoreductase activity, acting on the CH-OH group of donors, NAD or NADP as acceptor; NAD binding. The transcript is spliced from 10 exons.
AGACAGGGAGCGAGAAAGAGGGGGAGGAAAAAAUAAAGCGGUGAAACAGUUAGACACCUACUCGGCGUUUAUGCUCCGCCGUAUUUUAAUAAACAAGGACUCGGUGUUUAACACAUCGCAGCCUGUUCCUUGUUAGGCUAUUCCUUCUCUGCUAUCAGCUCAUUUCUUCCCGCCUGCUGGAAAGAAGCCGCACGGAGGAUUAAUAAGGUGGAAUCAGGUUUACUCCAAAAAUCUUCGCAUGAAACAUUUGUCCUGAAGCGGAUGAUGCUGCUGCCGACGAGUGCCUAAAACUCGGCUUCUCAACUUAAGAUUACACAUCGUUCAUCCAGGUGUAUGUGCCGAGGCGUUAUGCCACGGGGAACAGUGCUGACAGUGCACUAGGAGUCUGAACCGUGUCAGUAUUUGUGGCUGAGGAGGAGCGGUUCCCCACCGAGUCGUGCCGUCCUGCGCCGUGCUGUGUUUUGACGCCAUGUCCCUGACUGACAAACACAAAGUGAAGAGGCAGCGUUUGGAUCGGAUCUGCGAAGGUAUUCGGCCCCAAAUCAUGAAUGGGCCAAUGCACCCGCGCCCGCUGGUGGCGCUGCUGGAUGGGCGCGAUUGCACCGUGGAAAUGCCCAUCUUGAAAGACUUGGCCACUGUCGCCUUCUGUGACGCCCAGUCCACACAGGAGAUCCACGAGAAGGUGCUUAAUGAGGCAGUGGGAGCCAUGAUGUACCACACCAUCACACUGACCAGAGAGGACCUGGAGAAGUUCAAAGCCCUACGCAUCAUCAUCCGCAUUGGGAGUGGAUACGACAACAUCGACAUCAAGGCGGCUGGAGAGCUGGGCAUUGCUGUGUGUAACAUUCCCUCUGCAGCUGUGGAGGAGACGGCAGACUCCACCCUUUGCCACAUCCUCAACCUUUACAGGCGGAACACCUGGCUCUACCAGGCUCUCCGAGAGGGCACGCGGGUCCAGAGCGUGGAGCAGAUCCGUGAGGUGGCAUCCGGUGCCGCCCGCAUCCGUGGCGAAACCUUGGGCCUCAUCGGUUUUGGUCGUUCGGGCCAGGCGGUCGCGGUGCGCGCCAAGGUUUUCGGCUUCAACGUCAUCUUCUACGACCCCUACCUACAGGACGGCCUGGAGCGCUCGCUGGGCGUCCAGCGCGUCUACACCCUGCAGGACCUGCUCUACCAGAGCGACUGCGUCUCCCUGCACUGCAACCUGAACGAACACAACCACCACCUCAUCAACGACUUCACCAUCAAACAGAUGCGUCAGGGUGCAUUCCUGGUCAAUACCGCACGGGGAGGUCUGGUGGAUGAGAAAGCUCUGGCCCAGGCACUGAAGGAGGGUAGGAUACGUGGAGCUGCCUUGGACGUCCACGAAACUGAGCCCUUCACUUUUGCUCAGGGUCCACUGAAAGAUGCACCCAACCUGAUCUGCACGCCACACACAGCCUGGUACAGCGAGCAGGCUUCUCUUGAGAUGAGGGAGGCGGCCGCCACAGAGAUCCGAAGAGCCAUCACUGGUCGCAUUCCCGACAGCCUACGGAACUGCGUCAACAAGGAGUUCUUUGUCACCACGGCACCAUGGGCGGUUAUGGAUCAACCAGGCGUUCACCCUGAGCUCAAUGGCGCUGCUUAUAGAUACCCACCGGGUGUGGUUGGAGUGGCUCCGGGGGGCAUCCCGGGGGCGUUAGAGGGCAUGGUGCCUGGUGGGGUGCCCAUUGCCCACACCCUGCCCUCUGGUACACAUCCUUCCCAGGCCCCGUCACCCAACCAGCCCUCCAAACACGGCGAGACCAGAGAGCACCUUACUGAGCAAUAGCACCAGAAAGGAUAAAAAUGGCUAAACAUCCGACCCGAUGACGCUCAGAACCAACUGAUCACAAAGCAACCGACCAACUGGGACCAAGAGACAGUGAAACAACACAAUGCGGCUGCCUGUUCAAUCAGCCAGCAAAACAGGAACAGAAGAAGUGUUCCAGGAAAUUUGUACUUUUAUUGUUUUUGUUUUUACUCUGUCUCUUUGGGUUCAGUACCGACUUUACUCUUUGAUGGUUUUUUUUUUUUUUUUCCUUUUUGGUUUGUUUUUUUUUUUUUUUUUCUUUGGGACAUGCCUAUGAUUGUGGACACAGAGUCCAGUGUUUUUAGUGCUCCGGGAUUACCCAAUGAGACUCUGUCCGCCCACCUUGUACACAUCAGAGCUCAUUGGAGAUGUAGGCCCACUUCUCAACACAGCAAGGGAAGAACAAGAAAAAAAUAAAAUAAAAAAAAACCUAAGGCAUCAUGUGCUACUGGACCUUAUUACCCCUCCCAUCCCCUCCUGAUCUUCUCCACUUCUCAAACCCUCCUUAUGUAACAAGUGUGUGUUGUUUAGGCACUGCCCCUUAUUGCUUCAGAAGAGAAUUAUUUUUUUCUUUCCAUCAUUAGUGUGAAUGAUUAAAAUGGAUUAUCAACUUAUAUAUAUUUAUCAUUUGUUGAAUAAAAAGAAAAGCUCAUCUGUUAUAGUAAUCUAGAGUGGGUUUUAACCCUUUCCUGGCAGCGAUGUAUCGACAGCCAUUACAGCUGCAGUAGCAUGUCUUUACCACUAGAGGUCACUGCUACACAAUGAGGAAUUUUUUCUGCAACUGUGACCAGUUUUUGAAGCCGUCACUGGUUUACACUAAACUUUCACUUUGUACAUUUGACUCUAGCUGAAGUUUUAGGCGAUGUGAAAUUAGAGGGUGCUGCCAGUUUACUGUUAGAUCCCUUUUUGAUCGAGAGUCAUGACGGCGAAAUACAAAGGAGAGAAAUAUGAGGCCACGUCCAAACAGCGGCGCAGAGACUGAAAUUUCCUCCCAUCUAUGAGCACAUUUCACAAUGAAGGCAGGAAAGGGUUAAAACAAACUUCAGUUCUUAAUGACUCAGGAAAACACUUUUGCAAAUAUUGUUUUUCCCAUGAAUUUUGUCUGAGAAAGAAAAAAAAUGAAGACUGAUCUGGUUAGUCUAAUAUUUUCUCUCCAUCAUCCUCUCUAUUGUGGUAUUUUUCUAUAAAAAGGUGCAUCCCACGUUUUUUGGUGUUAAGAGUUUUGAGGAGUCCUGUUAGAUUUGUAUUGCCUAGUUAAAUGUUCCUAUAACCAUAGUCCUAUGUGAUCCACCCUCUCUCUCUUCACUCCUUUAUAAUUUGUUCUAUUGAAGGCCAGGUUUGGGGGGCAUCCUGUACUCUGUAAGAGCAAUAGCUGAAACUCCUACGUAGUGUCCCAACAAUAGCAGAAGAGGCAGCCAGCAGUAUGUUUUUGUUUUUAGUGUGAGUAUACGUUUCUUGUACAAGGUGAACAUUUAGCAUUCAGUGCAGUUCAAAUAAAAAGAUGAUUCUGAGAA